This is a messenger RNA of Fragaria vesca subsp. vesca, 2700 nucleotides long. Its product is annotated as glutamate receptor 2.7-like. Gene Ontology annotation, cellular component: plasma membrane. The transcript has 5 exons. Gene Ontology annotation, molecular function: signaling receptor activity; ligand-gated monoatomic ion channel activity. The coding region runs from base 1 to 2700 and encodes 899 amino acids. The record is from RefSeq and is a predicted model, not a curated record. Lineage: Eukaryota; Viridiplantae; Streptophyta; Magnoliopsida; Rosales; Rosaceae.
AUGUUUUGGCUCUUGUCUUCUCUGCUUAUCCAUUUGUUCAUCAUUCUCUCCAAUGGAGUUGCAGCUCAAAAUGAUAUCAGUGUCACAAACGUUGGAGCAAUCGUUGAUUUUAAUUCUCGUAUCGGUAAAGAGCAGAUAGCUGCCAUGGAAAUAGCAGCUGAAAGCUUCAACAAGUCGUCCAACACUCGUAAACUACUCAUUCAUUUUCGAAACUCGGAAGGAAAGCCCUUCCUUGCUGGUUCUGCUGCUGAAGAGCUGAUGAAGGAAGUAAAAGUACAAGUGAUUGUUGGCAUGGAGUAUUGGCCAGAAGCAGUUAUAGUAGCUGAUCUCGUUAGAAACCAAUCUCAAGUUGUCCCGGUAAUUUCAUUUGGUGCACCUCUUAUAACUCCACCACUGAUCGAAAGCCGGUGGCCUUUCUUGAUACGAAUGACAAGUGAUGGUUCAACUCAAAUGAACUGCAUUGCAGACAUAGUUGCUGCAUACAAAUGGAGAAGGGUAGUUGUGAUAUACGAAGACGACGGUUAUGGUGGUUAUGUUGGCUUGCUAGGUCUUUUAUCUGAGGCUCUACAAGAGGCUAAUGCAAAGAUUGAGGAUCAUUUGGUUCUUCCGAUAUCUUCAGUGCCUGAGCCUAAUUUUGAUGAGCUAAAAGAGUUGUUAAAGCUUCCCACAUUUCAGUCUCGGGUGUUUAUUGUUCUUCAAUCAUCUUUACCAACAGUGAAUAAUCUGUUCGAAGUGGCUAAGACGAUGGGACUUGUAGGAAGAGACUCGGCUUGGAUAUUCACAGAAUGUAUCACUAGUUUACUUGCUCCUCAAGGUAACACCUAUAUGGAAGGAGCUCUGGGAAUCAAGACUUACUACAGUGAGUCUACCUCUUAUGCUGAAUUCCAGAAGGAAUUCCAAGCCAAAUUCCAAGCCAAGUAUGCAGAAGGAUAUAACUCCAAGCCAGGAAUUUAUACUCUUCGAGCAUACGAUACUAUUAAUGUCAUUUCACAAGCCAUAGAAAGAAUGCGAGGGACUAGUACCAGCCUUCAGGAGAUGAUAACUGCAUUGUUAAGUGGGAAAAUGAGCUUGAAAGAAGGUGAAGCGCAAUUGGUUUCUCCGAGACUGAGGAUCCUUAAUGUUGUGGAUGGGAAGAUGAACACAGAGUUAAACUUCUGGACACCAAAGGGGUUUUCAGAAGGCCUUGACACAAAUAUAACAGAUGUUGUUGGUAAAGUACUUUGGCCUGGGAACCUAACACGUACCCCGAAAGGAUGGGCAAUGCCUAGUGUUGAAAGGCCAUUGAAUAUUGGGGUUCCAGGAAAAACUUCCUUCAGCAAAUUUGUAAAAGUGGAGUAUAAAGACAAUCCAGAUGAGAAUACCUAUGACGGUUUCUGCAUUCAAAUUUUCUAUAAGGUUUUAAGUCGUUUGAAUUAUCCUCUGCCGUAUGAGUUUCAAGCUGACAAUGCAAGCUAUGUUGAACUGGUUGAAAAAGUCCGGAACAAGACGUAUGAUGCUGUGGUUGGUGAUAUAACUGUUCUAGCUGACCGGAUGGACCAGGUGGAAUUCACUCAGCCCUAUAUGGGGUCAGGGUUGUCAAUGAUAGUACCAGAAGUAACUGAUGAGGAGGCAAGAUGGAUGUUUAUGCAACCUUUCACAUGGCAAAUGUGGGUGGUCACCGGUUCCAUUUUAGUCUACACAAUGUUGAUAGUUUGGUUCCUAGAGCGCCCAACCAAUCCCGACUUUCGUGGUCCAUUGAUGGAUCAGAUUGGUACAGCAGUUUGGUUCACCUUCUCCUCUUUGUUCUUUGCUCACCGAGAAAAAGUCUUCGGCAACUUAACUCGAGUAGUUUUUCUUAUAUGGCUAUUUGUUGUAUUGAUCCUUACCUCAAGCUACACUGCUAAUCUCUCUUCAAUGCUCACCGUUCAACGGCUGCAACCGAAUGUAACGGACAUGCAAAUGCUAGUAAACAGCAGUUCACCAGUUGGUGUGGAUGGGGAUUCAUUCUUGUACACAUACAUGAAGGACUUUAUUGGAUUCAAGCAAUAUAAUUUGAUCAAUUUAUCGAGUGAAUACAGCUACACAGGCAACUUCAAAAACAGAACAAUAUCAGCUGCCUUUCUUGAACUUCCCUACGCUGAUGUAUUCCUGAACAAGUACUGUGAGGGAUACACUGCUACCACUCCUACCCUUAGAUUUGGAGGGUUAAGCUUUAUAUUUCAGAAAGGCUCUCCAAUUGCCAGGGAUUUUACUAAGGCCAUACUAGAGCUAUUGGAGAAUGGAGAGAUUAAGAAACUUCAGAAUGAGUGCUUGACUCCAGAGGAGGAGUGCUCAAAGAAUUCUACCCAUCAACCAAAAAGCUUGAACCUCAGUAGCUUUUCUGGCCUCUAUGCAAUAUGCGGUGCUACUUCUACAUUCUGUUUGCUACUAUCUCUUGCUAUGUGGAUGAGGAGGUUUCAGCUCCAAGAUACAAAUGAAGGCAGUGCAAGUCCAAGUGACGAGAAUAUUUGGAACAAAACUGUCAGAAUUGUGAAGUUUUUUAAAAUUAGAGAUCUUGAAAUUCCAACUAGAGCUCCAACGUUUGCUAGUUAUGUUGUGGAUUUGACUACUCCAAGAUGGGGGGAAUACUCACCUACUUCCAGCAAUCCGGAGCAACCUCCAGCAUUCACGCCAGCAGAAAUUGAAUGCAUGCCUGUAGAACAGACAGAAACAAGGGUAUAG